This is a messenger RNA of Eublepharis macularius, 1869 nucleotides long. RefSeq names its product cystinosin, lysosomal cystine transporter (gene CTNS). Gene Ontology annotation, molecular function: L-cystine transmembrane transporter activity. The transcript has 11 exons. Gene Ontology annotation, cellular component: lysosomal membrane. Gene Ontology annotation, biological process: L-cystine transport. NCBI's taxonomy places the organism in Eukaryota, Metazoa, Chordata, Lepidosauria, Squamata, Eublepharidae. Bases 191 to 1297 code for a protein of 368 amino acids. The record is from RefSeq and is a predicted model, not a curated record.
GCUGAGAGCUGCCGGAGGCCCUCCUCCCCAACCUCCCGGUUGCUGUUCAGUCGCGUCAAGGAAAACCCCGUCAUCUCCACUGCGUCUGUCGUCCUAGAAGAGUUUCAAAUGUGGUUUUUUAAACACCUCCUUUGAUCUGGGGAUUUACCUUUUGGCGAAGACGGACUUCCCCUUUCGCGUUCUGGCCAUUAUGGUGCAUGGCGGCAUCCUCUUCUUCCCUCUGGGGUGUCUGUUUCUCAUUUCAUCUGGACACUGUGAGGGAGCCCUCACGCUCUCUGUCCCAGAAGAAGUUUCGUUGGAAAAUGGCAGCGUGACAGACAUCACUGCGACUUUAAGCACGCCAGCCAAGGAGGCCGUGGUGAUAACUUUUAAUGUCACGUAUUCAUCCAAGAACACAACCAUCGUCGAUCUGCCCGAUCAAGUAAUCAUACCUGUGGGGCUCAAGAAGACUGACUUCCAGGUGAGAGCCGAAGAUAUCGGGCAGGUGACUGUGUAUCUUCUAUCCAAUCAAUCCAGCCUGAAUGAGCCGAGAAUCCGGUUCCUUGUGAUCCACAGCAAUGCGUUGAGGAUUGUAGACCAGGUGAUCGGGUGGAUCUAUUUCUUCGCCUGGUCGAUCUCCUUCUAUCCCCAAGUGUUUGAGAACUGGAGGCGCAAAAGCGUCGUGGGGCUCAGUUUUGAUUUUAUUGCUUUGAACCUUACCGGCUUCAUUGCCUACGCAGUCUUCAACGUCGGGCUGUUCUGGAUUGGCUCCAUUAAGGAGCAGUUCUUGCAGCGGUAUCCCAACGGAGUGAACCCUGUGGACAGCAAUGACGUGUUCUUCAGUCUCCAUGCUGUAGCUGUGACCCUCUUCAUAGUGUUCCAGUGCUGUAUUUAUGAGAAAGGAAGCCAGAAGGUCUCUAAGGUUGCCGUUGGGUUGCUGGUCCUUGCCUGGGUUUUCGUCUUCACCACCCUAUUUGUGGCUGCUCUGCGGCAAAUCACCUGGCUUCAGUUCUUAUUUUACUUUUCUUAUAUUAAGUUGGGAGUGACUCUUGUCAAGUAUUUCCCUCAGGCCUAUAUGAACUUUCGGCGGAAGAGCACCAAAGGCUGGAGCAUUGGCAAUGUCCUGCUGGACUUCACGGGCGGCGCGUUCAGCCUGCUCCAGAUGUUUCUGCAGUCAUACAACAACGAUGCAUGGAAGCUGGUCUUUGGAGAUCCUACCAAGUUUGGUCUAGGCCUUUUCUCCAUCAUUUUUGACAUUGUGUUCAUCAUCCAACAUUACUGCUUAUAUAGAGCUCCAGGCUACGAGUCCGUGGGUUAGAAACUCUGCCCUGAUGAGCCCUGCGCCUGCCCCAAUUCACCCACCAGUGCUUCCGUGACUCUUGCCGUGGAACACCAGACUUUCUCCAUGUGGACCACAGCAAAUCACCUUUGCCUUACUUACCUCACACUUGUGCCUGUGUGUGUUGCAAGCGUGCUCCUUGACCCAGGAAAGGCCAAACCUGCCGCCUUGGGUGUUUCAGGCCUUCAACUCAGGGGAAGGAAGGCAGGAUAUCAAAAUAUUGUAUACUGAACUUUUUUACCUGGAGCCAGUUGAAAUUCAUGGUAAUUUAUAAAGCAACCACCUUCAGAAAAGAUGGCUGGGAACAGAAAAUGAAGCAAGAAUAAACAGCCACGCUUCUAAGGAUUGGUGCCCUACAUUUGGAGAAACCAAAGUGAUCAGUAGGCCCAGGUCCAGAUCGCCAGUGGAUCUGUCCUGCUUGGGAGGAGGAAAGGGGGCUAGAGAAUAUCGGAAUCGCUGGAGCCCUUCUAAAAAAUUUUCCUAAGACUGCUUGUAAUAAUUGGUGUAAAACACCAAGAUCUGUUGAUACAAUUAAAGCCCUUGUAACAGAA